AUGAGGCCGUGUCUUUUGAUUACUGGCGCGGCUCUGACUGCUGCUGCCGCUACGUGUAAGCCCAAGAAGCUCUUCGACAACCUCGUGACGUUCGGAGACUCAUAUACCGACAAUGGUCGCCUUGGGUACUAUAUCAACAACGGCGGAAACCCUCCACCGCCAGGCGAGUAUCAGACCGUGUCGAAUGUGACGGCGAGUGGUGGACUUGCAUGGGGCCAAUUCGUUGAGCAAUACACUGGGGCGAAGUAUUACGACUACGCCAUCAGCGGCGCGACAUGUUCGAAUGAGAUUAUUUCUCGCUUGUUCUCAGCCAUCAACAAGCCCUUCCCUUCUGUCAUCGACGAUGAGAUCCCGUCUUUCAAGGCGGACGUGGGUUACAAGACGCUGUACGCCGAUCGGACCUCCGACAACACCGUGUAUGCGCUUUGGAUCGGGACCAACGAUCUGGGGUUCGGGGCUUUCCUGACGGACUCACAGGCGCCGGGCACGAACCUAACCACGUUUGUCGACUGCAUCUGGUCCGUGUUCGACAACAUCUACGAGACGGGUGGGCGGCGGUUUGUGCUCCUCAACGAGGCGCCGCUGCAAGUGGCGCCCAUGUACGCGGCCGAGAGUGCUGGCGGCGCCGGCAACAACCAGUACUGGCAGAACAAGACGCUGUAUAAUCAGACAGAGUACCAGUACAAGAUGAUGGAGUAUGCAACAACGGUUAACACGCUGUUCGACUACGGCGUGCCCUUCCACCUGCUCGUCAAAGCACGGUGGCCCGGUGCCCAGUUCAGCAUCUUCAACGUCCACGAUCUGCUAACAGAUAUCUACAAUGACCCGGCGGCGUACCUGGACGCGCCGGCCAACUCGCAUGGCUUCUAUCACCACUGCGUGGCGACGAAUAACUCGGACUGCACGAAUGCUGGGGAGCCUGCGUCGAGCUUUCUGUGGUAUGACGAGCUGCAUCCGUCGGAGAAGACUGACAGUAUCAUUGCGAAGCACUUCAUUGAUGUGGUCGCUGGUAAUUCGACAUAUGGGACAUACUAUGGCCAUUUAUGA
This is a messenger RNA of Phaeoacremonium minimum UCRPA7, 1047 nucleotides long. RefSeq names its product putative acetyl esterase protein. Gene Ontology annotation, molecular function: hydrolase activity, acting on ester bonds. The transcript has 2 exons. The record is from RefSeq and is a predicted model, not a curated record. NCBI's taxonomy places the organism in Eukaryota, Fungi, Ascomycota, Sordariomycetes, Togniniales, Togniniaceae. Bases 1 to 1047 code for a protein of 348 amino acids.